Messenger RNA from Danaus plexippus (monarch butterfly), 1963 nucleotides. RefSeq names its product Krueppel homolog 1-like (gene Kr-h1). The record is from RefSeq and is a predicted model, not a curated record. Gene Ontology annotation, molecular function: DNA-binding transcription activator activity, RNA polymerase II-specific; RNA polymerase II cis-regulatory region sequence-specific DNA binding. The coding region runs from base 150 to 1220 and encodes 356 amino acids. NCBI's taxonomy places the organism in Eukaryota, Metazoa, Arthropoda, Insecta, Lepidoptera, Nymphalidae. The transcript is spliced from 2 exons. Gene Ontology annotation, cellular component: nucleus. Gene Ontology annotation, biological process: regulation of transcription by RNA polymerase II.
CGGAGGACGAGCGUGCUCUGUGUACGGGCUCGCGAAUUCCGCAUUCGACCGUGGACCGUCUGAGAGCGCGCUUUGUAUCAAACGCACAGACUAUACACAACCUACACCAACAUAGACCGUGUUGGAGCACGCGGGAAAUAUAUACCAAUAUGAUAGGUGAAGAGGAACGUGAACACCAAUGCAAGGAGUGUGGCCUGAGGCUAUCCACACGCAGCGCCCUGACCGCCCACACGCGCUCACACCGGGCCGCCGCCGACGCCCAUCGCUGUGAUGUCUGUCACAAAACAUUCGCCGUCCCGGCGAGGCUGGUCCGCCACUACCGGACACACACCGGCGAGAGACCGUUCGAAUGCGAAUACUGUCACAAGAUGUUCAGCGUGAAAGAGAACCUGCAGGUGCACAGGCGGAUACACACCAAGGAGCGGCCCUACCGCUGCGGAGUCUGCGGGGCCGCCUUCGAGCACUCCGGCAAGCUGCAUCGCCACGCCAGGAUCCACACGGGCGAAAGGCCACACGCCUGCCCCCACUGCCACAAGACCUUCAUACAGUCGGGACAGUUGGUGAUCCACCUCCGCACGCACACCGGCGAGAAACCCUACAGGUGUCCGGCGCCCGGCUGCGGGAAGGGCUUCACGUGCUCCAAACAGCUGAAGGUGCACUCUCGCACGCACACCGGAGAGAGGCCCUACACCUGUGAAAUAUGCCUGCGAGAUUUCGGCUACAACCACGUGUUGAAACUGCAUCGCUUCCAGCACUUUGGCGAGAGAUGCUACCGCUGCACGGUCUGCGACGGGACGUUCAACACUAAGAAGCAGAUGGAGGCUCACAUCUACAAGGAGCACGGGGCCGAGAGCCCCAAGGCCCCGGCGCCGGCAUCGGAUUACGCGGUGCCUUUAGUAGUGAAUGGCAACGUCAUGUGCGAUAUCGUGGAAGCCGCCUUACAGCAGCUUCCUCCUACGCCGCCCAGUUCGCCGCCCUCCCCGCCGUGCUCGCUGCCAGUGCCGGGGUCAUUGCAGGCCCCGUGUAUACCCUCACCCGCCUCGCUCACCCCCUCCCCCUCCCCCACGGAGAGCUCCCCCACGACGGUCAUGACCCUAGCGCCGUCGUCGCUGCCACCCAGAAAACGAAAGCUCGUCCCUCACGUGGAGCCGGUGCACACGGAGCCGGCGGUCCGCCACACGUCCGUCAUACAAUUCGCGCCGGCCUCUAGCGUUUCAUAGUAGCGUAUGUUUCACAGUAAUUAAUAUUAAAUUAGUUUCCUAAGGCUAUUUUUCUUGAAGGCUGUUAGUUGACUCCGCGCCCUGCGGCCGGGGCUCGGUGGCUCGGUGCGGGGGCUCGGUGGCUCGGUAGCGUGGUAGCGUGGUAGCGUACAUUCUGUUUAUAAGUCUACAUGACCUACAUUUGAAUUAUGUUGUAUGCCGCGAUGACGUAUUGUUUAAUCUUACAAAAAGACUAAUUAGAUGUGUAAUUGUAUUUGUCCUAUCAUUAUUAGUAGAGUAAGUUUUGUAUUUAUCUACUAUGUGUUAGUACGUUGAAGUAAACAUUAAGUAAAUAAUUAAUUGUUAUUUUAUUAAAAUUAAUUUAGUAAAUUAUUCGUUGGUUGUAAGUCGUGGAAGUGAAUCGCAUUCGCCGAUAUUCGCGUGUCGUGUUCACUGUUGUCAUUUCUUUUUAAAAUAUUUGCCUUAAUUAAUGAUAUAAGUAAAUUAAAUAUUUGAAUUUUUUUUUAAUUCAUCACUUCAAUGUGAAGACUAUAGACGCUUCGAACAACGCAUUUUUUACUACGCUUUGAUAUGUCAUUGCAAUAGGUUUUCUAUAUUAAGGAUAGCAUUUUUUUUUUUUAAUUUAAAUAUCUUCGUUUCGAAAUAUUAUGUAUUAAAUUUUAUAAUAGCCAGCUACAUAUUAUACAUUCUUAAUUGCAACUGUCGUGUAUUGAAUAGGUUUGAAAUAAAGAAUCUUGCAACUA